ACACGCUAGCAGAACUGUCAUGAGCUUCUGAAUACAUCUCCAAUCGGCAGUAAAGCUUCUUGGCGAGGCGAAUUCACGAGAUUCUUCUACAAGAAGCUAUAUUGGUGCUCGCCUGAUCGCCGCUGUCCUCCUUUUUCUUCUCAACAGGCCCAGUCUGCCGCGGAGAGUUUACGACUCUUUAAAUAUCCCCUUGCUUGUUUCUGGUCCAGCCUCGUUUUUUUAUUGAGGCGGACUGAUAUUUUUUCCCGUGCAUCUGGUUUCUGUGGUACUGCGCUUUAUACGUCUCGAAUUCGGGAUACACAGGCUUAACCUCUUACUAGGCAUCCUAGAUCUAGGAUCCUUUCGUCGCAUCGUCGGUAAGAUCGGCGAUCCAGGGAUCUAGUUAUCGUUAACCGUUUUAGAGAACACCUGUGCUGAAAUGGACGGCGGUCAGGGUGAGGGAACCGGGCGCGGCGGAAGGGGAAGGGGCGGUCGGGGGAGAUUUGGCGGAUCUGGCGGAAGGAGCGGGGGAUUUGGGGGAAGGAGAGGGGGAUUUGGACGGGGGCGGGGGGGGGAGGGAGGCGCGGGGAGAGGCAGGGGAGGUGCCGGGGGAGGUCAGGCCGGGGAGAUGGGCAAAGCGAUGGGAACCCCUGCUUCAGUUGCUUCAGGUGCUACGGAUACUAAAACGGGGAUCGCGGCAUCAGCUGUUACUGCUGACGCUGAUUCGGCGAUAAGUCGUGCGUCAGCUGCGUCUUUAAUCGCAACAACAAAAAGAGUGGUGGUGGUUACCUCUGGAGUAACCCCUUCUCUUUUAAAGCCGAGUUUAGCUGGUUCGAUGCUAGCAGAUCCGAAAGUUGCAGAUGCGGCUGAGUCGUCAGCGACACAGGCGGAAACAGGGGUAGUUGCGGACGAGGCUAUGGGGAAGAGCAAGAAAAAGAAGAACAAGAAGAAAAAGAGCAAGGAGCCAGUAGAGGAAGGAGCCGGAGCUGGAGAGGAAGCUUCGGAUGAAGUUGUGCCGCGGAUUCCGUCAAAACCAGAGACAAUUCCGUCAGUAUCAGAGCCGAGUCCGUCAGAACCUGAGCUGAUUCCGUCAAAUUCAGGACCAGUGCUGGUUGGCGGAUCCGAUUCAGUGACGCGCGCGGGGGAAGGGCAAAGCGGGGCGGAGGGGGCGGGAAAGAAGAAGAAACAGAAGAAGAAGAAGGAGAACCGGAAGCAGGAAGGAGCGGGCGAAAACGAAGCAAGUGCUUUUUCAGGCACGGGCGACAGAGAUGCGAAUCGAAUCGUCCAAGGUGCCUUGAAUCCAGCAUCUAUGGUUGUGGAAGGAGGCUCGGCGGAGCAUAACGGUCUGGAUGCGAGCAACCGUGGCGCAGAUCGGUCUGCUCGUGCUUUUACCGGGGGUGGCAGUAACGUGGACGGGAGAAAGGAGAAGGGUUUUAGGGGGAUUUUCGCCCACCACGCGCCGCUUGAAGAUGCGAAGCAGAGGAUUCUGGAUGGCACCCUCUUUGCUGGGUCAUUCAGGGUCAACGCUCGAAAUCGUUACGAGUCGUUUGUGACUAUAGAGGGAGUUCCUCGAGACGUUUUUGUUUACGGUCUGAAGGCACAGAAUCGAGCGAUUGAAGGUGACACAGUCGCGGUUGAGGUGGAUCCUCCCUCUUUGGACCCUAUGGAUCCACAGCCAGGCAGAGACACUCCUGAGGAAGGGAGCAGCGUUGCAAAUGCUGCCCUCGCACUUAGCAUUGGAUCGGCAUCCGGAGCUGGGGAGGGGAGGAUGGAGGGGGGAAAGAAGGCGGCAGUGGAGAGGUUAGCGCGGGCAGUGCGGGCGAACCCGGAUAUGCGGCUGACGGGGCGCGUGGUGGCGAUCGUUCAUUGGUCGGCGCGGCGAGAGACGGUAGUGGGGCGACUGGAGCUGCUGCCGUCCGCAUGGCAGCAGAUGGAGCAGGAGAGGCGGAGGCGAGGGGCGGUGGAGCGGAAGAGGAAACUGUGGGAGAAGCAGCAGCAGAAAAAGCAGCAGAAGCAGCAGCAGCAGCAACAACAGGAGCAGAAGCAGCAGGGGGAGCAGCUUCUGCAGCAGCAGCAGCAGCAGGAGCCUAAGGAGGGCGAGGUCAAGGUUUAUGAGGGCAGGGAACAGGAGGUGGGGAAGGAGAAUGGGGCUUAUAGCGGUGGAGAUGUGAUUGAAGAGGGGGAUCUGAUAGAAGAGGGGGAGGUGACAGAAGAGGGGGAGGUGCUAGAAGAGGGGGAGGUGCUAGAAGAGGGGGGCGUGAUAGAGGAAGAGGGUGAGGUGGCAGAGUAUGAGAACACUGGUUUGAUGGAACAUCUUAGUUCUGCUUCUGGUGUUGUUACAUCUGCCGAAGCGACAGAUGCUGCUUCUCCUGCUGCUGCUCCUGUUGCUGAUGCUGCUCGUGGCGCUGGUGGUGCUGGUGGUGCUGGCAGCAGUGACAGUAACGAAGUAGGCACAGUAAGUGCAGAGAACGAAUCAGAAAUGGAGAUUCCAAGUUUUGCAGACUUCGGUAUAGUCACAUUCACCCCAGUGGAUCCGCGUUUCCCCCGCAUGCUGGUGCGCAUUAGCACUCUACCCCAAGAGAUUAAAUACCUCGUCCUAGCAGCAGCAGCAGCAGCCGCAGCUGUACCUGAGGCUUCUCAGAGUGCUAGUACCAGAAGAGCCACUAAGGACAGCCUCGCUAUAAGAGAAGGAGUUGUUACUGCUGCUGACUCAGGUCACGGGAAUGUGACUAGUGGGACUGUAGCUGUAGCAGAUCCAACUGUAGCAGGUGCGGCUGCAGCAGAAGCGGCUGUAGCGGCAUCAGUAGCAGCAGCAGACGAGGCAGGCACGGCUGUAGCAGCAGCAGCAGCAGCAUCCGCAGAGGUGGGCCAGAUGCUCGUAGCAGCCAGGCUCGCGCGCUGGUCAGCAGGCCAGUUCCUGCCCCUCGGUAUAGUCACACAGAGCCUGGGGCCGGCAGGGGACGCUGAGACUGAAACGAGGGCGAUUCUGGCGCAGUAUGGGAUCCAUGGGGCCGACUUCCCCCCGGAGGUGCUGGCUGAACUGCCCUGUGGGAGUGUGGUUGGUGGUGGUGGGGGCGGGAACAGGGGUGAUAGUAGCAGGGGGGGUGAUAGUAGCAGGGGGGGUGAUAGUAGCAGGGGGGGUGAUAGUAGCAGGGGGGGUGAUAGUGGUGGGGGUGGUGAUGGUGCGGUUGCCACCAGGUGCAGCAGCAGCAGCAGCGGCGCCAGUACUGGGUGGCAAAUACCAGCAGAAGAGAUAGCAGCUCGGAGGGACUUUAGGGACAUGCGAGUGUUCACUAUAGACCCGCCCACUGCCAGAGACCUGGACGACGCCCUGUCUAUAAAGAGGAUAUUUGCGAGGGGCUCCAAGGGGAAGGGGAAGAAGGGGAAGGGGAAGGGGAAAGGGAAGGGGAAGGGGAAAGUAGAGGAAGCGUUAGGCAAAGCAGUGGGCGAAGGGGAGAAGGCGGAGGGGGAAGAGGAGGAGGAAGAGGAGGAGGGAGAGGAGGAGGAAGAGGAGGAGGAAGAGGGAGAGGAGCUGUAUCAAGUCGGGGUGCACAUUGCUGACGUGUCAUACUUCAUACCGCCCGGAUCCGCUCUAGAUCUCGAAGCUGCCCGGCGGUGCACCACAGUGUAUCUAAUCCAGCAGGCCAUGCCGAUGCUUCCCCGCCCGCUCUGCGAGGAUCUUUGCUCGUUGCAACCCGGGGUCGACCGUUUGGCGUUUUCUGUGGUGUGGGAUGUGACUGUAACGGGGGAGGUGCGCAGGCAGUGGGCGGGAAGGACCGUGAUUCGUCCGUGCGUCCAGCUGGCGUACGGUCACGCGCAGGAGAUUAUCGAUGGGCGGGUGGACGAGGAGUGGAGGCCGGUGCUGUACGGUGGGUACAGGUGGCGGGACGUGAUUGGGGACGUGCUGGCGCUGCACCGGAUAGCGCAGAACUUGAGGAGAGCUCGAGAGGAGAGGGGCGCGCUGAUGCAGCUGCAGACCACGAAGCUGCGGUUCUCGUUCGAUGCGGAGGACAACGAGUUUGGUGAUGGAGAUCUGGGCAUGGGCGGUAUCAGCAGCAGCGGUGACAACGGCAGCGGCCACAAUGGCAGCGGCCACAAUGGCAGCAACAUCAUCAACGGCAGCGGCGGUGGCAGCGGUGGCAGUAACAGCAACAGCAGCAACAGGUGGAGUCCAGUGGCUGCAGCAGUGGCGGCGCCAACAGCGGCAGCGAAUCAUCUUGUAGAGGAGCUCAUGCUGCUAGCCAACUCCACCGUGGCUCACAUCAUCUCCCGUGCCUUCCCCUCGCAGGCUCUUCUCAGGCGGCACCCGCCUCCCAACGCCAAGAAGAUGGCCGAUUUCCUGCGCUUCUGCUGCAACAUGGGGGUGCUUUCGGCUGCGUUCUGUGGGAAAUUGGUGGCGGAGUGCCCGGAUUUGAAGCAGCUUAUAGCGGGCACGGGAGGGGCGGUUGAAGAUGGGGAGAGGGGUGGAGCCGGGGGCGGUGUGAUUCCGUCGAGAGUUUUAAGUGAGAUACUUAACGAGGUGAGCCGGGUGGUAGAAGACCCAGGGGAGAGAGCCCUGCUGCUGCUGAUGGCAACCAAGCCCAUGCAGCUAGCUCAGUAUUUCUGCACUGGGCAAUGGGGUUCCUCUGGUGUUGAUGAUGCUGCUGGUGGCGGCGGCGGUGGUGGUGGUGGUGAUUGUAAUGGUCAUGCUGGCCUUAUAGGCAGUGCUGCUGGAAACAGUAGAGGUGCACCUGGGGUAGGUGUACCUAAGGGCAGCAAGGGUGAAGCUAACGGCGCCAUUGCAGCAGCAGCAUCUGAUGCUGAGUGGACGUCCCACUACGGGCUGGCUCUUGACUUCUACACUCAUUUCACCUCGCCCAUCCGCCGCUACGCUGACGUCAUCGUGCACCGCCAGCUGGCGGCCGCGCUGGCGGCUGAGGAGAGGCUUAUAGCGAGGAUGGGGAUGAAGAGUAGUGUGAGUUGGGGGGGCAGUGGAUUGGGUGCAGGAGGAGGGGGGAGCGGGGGAGGGGGGACAGGAGGGGCAGGAGGGGCAGGUGGGGCAGGAGGGGCAGGUGGGGCAGGAGGGGCAGGAGGGGCAGGUGGGGCAGGAGGGGCAGGAGGGGCAGGAGGGGCAGGAGGGGCAGGAGGGGCAGGAGGGGCAGGAGGGGCAGGAGGGGCAGGAGGGAGAAACCAAGGAGAGAGUACCUCAAGUGAUGCUGGGCUGCUGAGGAAGCUCACUGGAAUAACGCCUGGAGGCAAGGUUCUCACUGCUGUGGGAGACCCCCUGGGGCUGCUGGCGGGAGGGGUUCAGAGUGAGGGAAAGAAGAUAUUGUUACACCAGGAGCUGGUAACCGCAGUCCGGCAGGAGUGCGAGUUGGUGCAGAAGGAACGAAGCAUGCUGCCCGCCGACGCCAUCGCUGACGUGGCGACGCGGUGCAAUGAGAAGAAGCUUGCCGCCCGAUACGCGCAAGAGGCGAGCGAGCGGCUGUUCCUGUGCCUGCUGCUGAAGCGGACCCAGGGGUGUCUCUCUAGAGCGUGGGUGACGGCCAUCGGCCCGCGAUACAUGAACGUCUACAUCGAGCGAUUCGGGAUGGAGCGCCUUAUCCACUUCAACUCCAUCCCCAACACCACCUGCGAGUGGUGCGCCGCCACUGGUGUUGUCAUCAUCAGUGCCAAGCCUCCUCCUUCCGAACCUAGUGGCAAGGCUUGGAACGGGAAGGCUGGGAAAGACAAGGCUCGGAAUGGGAAGGUUGGGAAUGUCACAGAGUGCAAGAAAGUUUCGGUAGCUGGUUUACCAGCAGAUGAUUUGGCCCAUAUGAUUUCAGCAUCAGCCUUGGAGCAGCAGGAAGGGCUUGAGGCGCCUCAAAGGCAAGACUUACCAGCUGAUGAUUCAGCAACAGAUGAUCUGGCAGCAGCGGAUGAUUUGACAGCGGAUGAUCUGGCUAACAUGAUCUCUGCACCAGCCUUGGAGCAGCAGGAUGGUGAGGUGGAGGAAGGAGGGGCCACUGCUGAGGCAAGUGAAGUCACAGGAGGAGCCCUUUCGGCCCUCUCUGGGCUGGGAGCUGAUGAUCUUGCUCACAGUAUCUCGCGUGACUUGCUCCAAGGAGAAGGCUUUACCGAGGGUGUUGGUGACUAUAAUGAGGAUGACAGUAUGAUGUUUGUGGAUGGAGGAAUGGAAGCGGUGGCAGAAGCUGCAGCGGCGGCGGCAGCAGGAGGGGCGGGAGAGGGAGAAGGGGGAGUGGAGGGGGGAACAGUGCAGCCUGCAGUGUUGCCUUUGACUCUCCGCCUCAUGGCUCAGGUCCCAGUGUUCGUGCACACCAUGGGGGGUGGCAAGCAGCUGAUGGAUGUGGGAGCCCGUGUCUACAUUGGCUGAAGUACGGCGUGGCUCAAUGGCAGCGUGUAGUGUUGCCGCUGACUCUCCACCUCAUGGCUCGGGUCCCAGUGUUCGUGCACAGGCAAGCAGUUUGUGGAAGUUGGUGCUUGAGGCUGCAUUGGCUGAAGUACGGUGUAGCUCCAUCGUUGCAUGGACGUGAAGCUGGCGCAGAUGGGAGUGAGUGGUGCAGCAUGCAUAUCCCAUGGUACUACCUGCCUUGUCAGAUUCCUGUAUAUGCAUAUCCCAUGGUACUACUCGCCUAGUCAGGUCCAUGUCGGGGCUUGUGCUUGCAUCACUUGAGCGACUAGGUUGAAGUGUUUGGGUGAUCGCUCUCCAUGUGAAAGCGUGAAGCGUACACCUUUGAUGGUAUCUUGGAACGGGUACUCCGAUUAGAAAAGUACUUGGGUGAUCUAAAUGUGUGUGAAGUAUUUUUUUUUUACAAGACCGUCUAGCUGCUGUAAGUGGGUAUAGUGCAGUGUAUUUGAG
Molecule: messenger RNA, 6817 nt
Organism: Closterium sp. NIES-67
Lineage: Eukaryota; Viridiplantae; Streptophyta; Zygnematophyceae; Desmidiales; Closteriaceae
Source: the annotation of a GenBank genome assembly